Rubroshorea leprosula is the source of this 3034-nucleotide messenger RNA. NCBI's taxonomy places the organism in Eukaryota, Viridiplantae, Streptophyta, Magnoliopsida, Malvales, Dipterocarpaceae. The record is from the annotation of a GenBank genome assembly.
GGGCAAACAAGCAGUGGAAAGACAUACACGAUGCAGGGCAUUACUGAAUAUGCAGUAGCUGAUAUAUAUGACUACAUAGAGAAGGUAAAUGGUAGAUUUUAGCAUUACUGCAUUAGUCCUUCUCAUUGAAAUAUAUAUAUUUGGAAGUAAAUUCUAUUCCUUGGCUACAGAAUGGGAAGUGACUUUUUCUUUUGAUCUGUUCUAAUUAGCAUCAAGAACGUGAAUUUGUAUUAAAAUUUUCCGCAAUGGAGAUAUAUAAUGAAGCUGUCAGAGAUCUUCUUAGUUUGGACAGUACCCCACUCAGACUCCUAGAUGAUCCAGACAGAGGAACAGUUGUUGAGAGGCUGAUUGAGGAGAUUCUCAGAGAUAAGGAGCAUCUGGAGGAGCUCCUUUCCAUUUGUGAAGCUCAAAGGCAGAUAGGAGAAACCUCUUUGAAUGAAACUAGCUCUAGGUCUCAUCAGAUUCUUCGACUGACAGUUGAAAGUUCUGCUUGUGAUUAUUCUGGAGCUGGAAAUUCAAGCUCUCUUACAGCCUCUGUGAAUUUUGUAGAUUUAGCUGGAAGCGAGCGUGCUUCUCAAACAUUUCCUGCGGGUACAAGAUUGAAAGAAGGCUGCCACAUUAAUCGGAGUUUACUAACCCUUGGAACUGUGAUCCGCAAAUUAAGCAAGGGAAGAAAUGGGCAGCAUGUACCAUACAGAGACUCCAAGCUGACACGCAUACUCCAGAAUUCCUUAGGAGGCAAUGGCAGAACAGCCAUAAUUUGCACCAUGAGUCCAGCACGCAGUCAUGUUGAGCAAUCAAGAAACACCCUUUUGUUUGCAAGCUGUGCCAAAGAGGUCUCAACUAAUGCUCAGGUCAAUCUAGUGAUGUCGGAUAAGGCAUUGGUAAAACAAUUGCAAAGAGAAUUGGCUAUGUUGGAGAGUGAGAUGAAGAAAAUAGGGUCUGGUUCUGGCCGGGGUGAUAGUGCAACAUUACUUAAAGAGAAAGAGAUUCAGAUUGAACAGAUGGCUAGAGAGAUUGAAGAAUUGACCAGGCAACGUGACCUUGCUCAAUCUAAAGUUGAAAAUCUGAUAAGAUCAGUUGAAGGAGUUCAAACACCAAAACAAAAUGACUAUUUAGCAACGAAAGGCCAAAAUUUUGUCAAUCCUCAACAUGUGGCUGCUUUCAACAAACUUGGGAGUUUCAAUGGACCCAACACGCCUAGUUACAACCAAUGGCUAGAGCAUUCUGAGAAUCCUGAUGACAAUUUUCUGCUGGAUGAUAGUACUCCUGGGUUCAUCGGGCUUGAUCCAUGUCAAGGUUGGGAGGAGAUAGCUCGGAAAACGGAAGAAGAGUCCGAAGACUUCUGCAAGGAUGUUCGAUGCAUUGAAAUUGAGCGGAAGGCUAACGAUGAUAGUCUCACCGAAAUUGAAGAGACAAAAGUAAAACCAGAUGUUUCCUCAUUCAUUGCAGGUGACAAUGAAGGAAAAUUAGCCAUGCCUGAGGACAUCAUCAUGAAAACAGAAGAUGAUGACUUCUUACAGGAAAAAGAAAAAUCAGGUACAAUGGCCAUGAUUGAAGAUUCAGUGCCAUUCUCUCAGAAGGAUGCACCAAGUCAUCCAAUGAAUGCAGAUGAAACUUGUUACGCUUUGAGACAAAAAAUUCAGGAAUUGCAAGGGACCAUUGACUAUCUAAUCAGUGUUCAGGAUGUAGAGCAAUCUCCGACUCACUCGGAUACAUCCGGUUCUAGUAGUUGGGGCACAAGUGGAAGUAGAAGUUGUAGCACGUUUCUCAACACUCCAGCAUCAUCGCUGCCUGGCACACCACCUACUGGAUUUGAAAGGAACUUUCCUGGAAGACCAUUUUCUGGAUUGAAAUAUAACUCCCCAAAUAUCUCAAGAAGAGAAACUCUUAGUUGUGGGUCCUUUGAUGCACAGACGCUGGAAUGCUUUGAUGUAGAAGAUACAAUGAGCAUCCAUGAUUCUGUGCCAGUAGGCCCAGAACUGAAUGGAAGGGCCAAAUUUCAGUUGGGGAAACAACUAGGUCAUGAUCCUGAUAGAAGACGAAAUUUCUCCCUUGAUUUUGCUGGAGGGAAAUUGACACUUCAGUCAAAUAAGCAAUGUGAUGGAGAUAUGAAGAAGCAACUUGGUGAUGAUUCAGUGAGAAAACGAACUUCUGUCUCUCUUGAUUUUGUUCCAGGAAUGAGAAAAAUGGAUCCUCAAUCCGAGAAGCAAUCUGCUGAUGUUUUGGUUCAGGAAUCUGCGGCCAACGCUGAUGAAUCCUUGGAAAACAUAAAGAAUGGCCAAGAACCUCCUACUCCCUCAGAAUUUGAGAUGCAGCAGAGAAAAAUAAUUGAACUUUGGGAUGCAUGCCACGUACCGCUAAUACACAGAACCUAUUUCUUCCUUCUCUUUAAAGGUGAUCCUUCAGAUGCUGUGUACAUGGAGGUUGAGCUCAGGAGGCUGUCUUUUCUGAAGAACUCACUCCCACCUGGAACUAAUGUUAGGAAUGAUAGUCACAGCUUCACAACAAUGUCUAGCAUGAAGGGUCUGAACAGGGAGAGAGCAAUGUUGAGUAGGCAAGUCCAGAAGAAGUUCUCAAGAAAAGAGAGAGAAGAGCUCUACAAGAGUUGGGGUAUUGUGUUGAACACAAAGCAGAGGGCUUUGCAAUUGGCACGACGCUUAUGGACAGAUGCAAAAGACAUGGAGCAUAUAAAGAAGAGUGCUGCUCUGGUGGCAAAGUUGAUUGGAUUUGUAGAACCUAGUCAAGCCCCAAAAGAGGCCUUUGGACUCAGCUUCUUGCCCCGAGAAGUAACCUGGAGAUCAUUCACCUGGAAAUAGAGUUGCCUCCCAUUAUCAUUCCAAGGUCCAACUGAGAGAAUGCUUUCUGAGUUGAUAUAUAAUCUACCUAUUUCUUUUGUCAAUCAACUAAAAUUGUAUCUACAGAGCUUAAGACUUGGGGGGUUUGCUGAACACCUCAUAUUAGUUAAACUAUAUGCUUUAUUGCUUUUGACGCUUCAGUAAUGAUGAUGAAUUAAUCAAAUUACUAACAGUAA